Trematomus bernacchii (emerald rockcod) is the source of this 1042-nucleotide messenger RNA. RefSeq names its product glutathione S-transferase kappa 1-like. The coding region runs from base 148 to 834 and encodes 228 amino acids. Gene Ontology annotation, molecular function: glutathione peroxidase activity; glutathione transferase activity. The transcript is spliced from 7 exons. Gene Ontology annotation, biological process: glutathione metabolic process. Gene Ontology annotation, cellular component: mitochondrion; peroxisome. The record is from RefSeq and is a predicted model, not a curated record. NCBI's taxonomy places the organism in Eukaryota, Metazoa, Chordata, Actinopteri, Perciformes, Nototheniidae.
ACAGCAUUUAUAACACUGGGCAGCCCUGUGUGGAGUUAUUGAACUUUGACACACUGAGCAGGGCACUGACACUCUAUUAAUGUAUAACUUGACAUUAUAUUUAAGCAAAGACAACAGUGAAAGCCUCUAACCUCUGCAGACUUGAAGAUGACAUCAAAGAAAGUGAUCGAGUUUUUUUACGAUGUGGUUUCUCCCUACUCCUGGCUUGGCUUUGAGGUCAUGUGCCGCUACAGAACCGUGUGGAACAUCGAGCUCAAACUGCGACCUACAUUUUUGGGAGGCAUCAUGCAAGGAUCAGGUAACAAGCCCCCUGGUCUGGUUCCAAACAAAUUCCUGUACAUGGGCAAGGAUCUGAACCGCUUGUCAGAGUAUUUUAAUGUUCCCCUGCGAUCUCCCUCUGACCCCUUUGAGGCCAUGUUCCAAAAAGGCUCUUUGAAUGCAAUGCGGUUUGUGACAGCCGUACAAGAAAAGGGGAAGGGUGGAGACGAGCAGGUGGAGCGGGUGUCCAGGGAGCUGUGGAGAAGGAUCUGGUAUGAGGACAAAGACAUCACCGAGCCUGCAUCACUGUCUGAGGCAGGAAUAAAAGCAGGACUGUCUGACAGCGAGAUUAAGGAAUUACUGGAGCUGUCCAACUCGAAGGAGAUCAAAAACAAGCUGAAAAUCUCAACACAGAAUGCCCUGGAUUAUGGGGCAUUUGGCUUCCCCCUUGUGGUGUGUCACUUAAAUGGAAAACCAGAGAUGUUCUUUGGGUCUGACCGAUUUGAGCUCAUGGCCCAUUGUAUUGGGGAGAAGUGGCUGGGACCUCUGCCGGACAAACCAGCUGCCAAGCUUUGAGAUACACAGAUGCCUUUGAACACCAUGGCGGUGCUUCCAUAUUCGUAUUUCAAUAACGUAUUUUAUUUUUCAAAUUUCAUAUUUCUGUGCCUUCUGAAAAUAGGCAGUGUUUUCCCAAUAGAUUCUGAUAACACAUAUUAGUGACCAUAAUGUAACAUAUCAAAGUACUAUAAAUGAUGUGCAUAAUAAAAAGAACAUUGACAACUUC